AUGCCCACUUUGUCCGCGGCGCCUGAGCUCUGUUCCGGCGGCCGCAUAGAGCGGCACAAACUCGAAUCGACCAUUAUGAGCCCAGAGCAAGAAGCAAGUCCGCCUCCUGCUGCACCAGGAGCGUCUCCCCCUCCGCCGCCGUCCACAAAUCUACCAUCACCAAGCAUAUCGCAACAAGAUACAUCGGAUGUGGAGCAAUUCUCCGGCAAGAUCGUGUACAACCCCGACGGUUCCGCUUACAUCAUCGAAGAUUCGGAGAGCGAAAAUGAAAGCACCGCGAUUCCUAAUAUUCCAGAGAUCGUUCCACCUCUCCAGGCUGUUUACGUGUCGCGAUUACUUCGUCAGGCGACAAGGCAGGCGGAACCGCCGGCGGUGCACAGUUAUCGUGUCGUAGCGUUAAGGGACGCGAGACCUCCGAGGCCGGCAUCGGUACCAAUUAAACCAAUUUUAAUGUGCUUCGUGUGUAAACUCAGUUUUGGUUUUGCGCGAUCGUUUGCCAAUCACGCUCAAGCAGAACACGGGGUUACGCUACAGGACACUGAACGUGAAGUGCUAGCGGCGGACAGUUCGGCAAUUUUGCAAUGCGUGGGUGCCGAGAAGAUACCGAUAGUGUCGCUACUGGAACCUCUCGGUACCACUCAGUCCGCGUCUGAGAAUCACAUGGGUACGAUUUCCAUCACGUCGAACCUGCUACGCGGCGAACAACCAUCACCUUCCUCCGAGAUGCCGCCGACGUCUUCACGAACCACGCCUGGAAAAUCACCGUCCCCUCCUUUUGUACAUCCUCCUGCCUUUCUGUCGGGCACCACGAUCGGUGUCUGUCCCGAGCAUAUCCAGGGUCGACCUUCGGGGGUGGACUGCACGAGGUGCGAGAUGAUUUUGGCGUCCGGUAGAUUGGGACCUGCAGGUCUGGGCAAUGUGCAUAGUAGAAAUUCUUGUAAAACACUUAAGUGCCCCAAAUGUAAUUGGCACUACAAAUACCAAGAAACGUUAGAAAUUCACAUGAAAGAGAAGCAUCCAGAGACUGAGACCAGUUGUAUAUAUUGCAUAGCUGGUCAACCCCACCCUCGCCUGGCGCGGGGUGAAACAUACACGUGUGGUUACAAACCUUAUCGUUGCGAGGUUUGUAAUUACUCAACCACAACCAAAGGUAAUCUCAGUAUACAUAUGCAAUCGGAUAAGCACUUGAACAACAUGCAAGAGUUGCAAAACGGAGGAGCGCCCACGACGGAUUCCCGACAGUCAUCUCCAAAGGCUCCCCCAAUCCACCACUCCCCUGUAAGUAGCGGCCAUAAACCCAAACCCAGCUUUCGUUGCGACGUUUGCAAUUACGAAACAAACGUGGCGAGGAACCUGCGUAUCCACAUGACAUCAGAAAAGCAUACGCACAACAUGCUGGUGCUACAGCAGAACGUGAAGCACAUGCAGACACUAUCCGCGCUGCACCACCAGCAACAGUCACAGCAGCACAUGGAGAACCUCUACGGCAUGUACCCGGGUCUUGGAGACAAACCAGAAGCGGCUUUGGCCGACAUGGCCUACAAUCAGGCCUUGUUGAUACAAAUGAUGACCGGCGGACAACUGCCAGGGCACGCGGGUCCCGCCGAAAUGGCCGUGCACUCCGACAUGGGUCUCAAUCCGGACACGAUGGAGCCGCCGCCCGAACCCGCGGAUCCCGAUCCGCAGAAAACCUACCACUGUUGCGUUUGCAAUCUUUUUAGUACGGACAAUCUCGAAGAUUUAGGUCGACACUUGGCGCAAGAUCGGACGAGGUUGCGAGAGCAGGAAAUUUUAGCACUAAUCGCGGGCCACUACGUCUGCAAGUUGUGCACGUACAAAACUAACCUAAAAGCUAACUUCCAACUACAUUGUAAGACUGAUAAACAUCUACAGAGACUGCAACACGUGAACCAUGUUAAGGAAGGUGGACCUAGAAACGAGUGGAAAUUGAAGUACGCGUCAACGCCUGGUGGUGUACAAAUACGGUGUAACGCUUGUGAUUAUUAUACAAAUUCGGCGCAUAAGCUCCAACUUCACGCCGCCGGCGGACGGCACGAGGCGGGCGUUGCGCUUUUAAAGUACCUGGAGGAGCGUUGCUCUUCGUUCAGACAUGAACAGCCGCGCGUGUUUCAUUGCGUUCUCUGUGGUUUCUCAUCAACGAAUCGUUUACCUUUGUUACAACACAUCAAAUCCCUAAAACAUCUCCAUUUAGAACAGUUACAUCAGCUGCAAAGGCGAGCCGAGGGGAAGGAGACGACGGCCGACAUCGGGGAGGUUUUCCAAGUAGUCCCAGGACCCUUCGAUCAACAGACACCUGAACGCAGAGACAGCACAAAUUCGGAACCUCACCAUCCGGAUCCGACUAGAAAUCAAUUAAAAAGCGAACUUCACGACGAUAGCGAAGAAAUAAAUAAUUCCGAAUCCGAAUCUCCGUUACACAUGUGCCCGUAUUGCAAUUACACGAGCGAUUCAGAGAUGCGAAUUCAGGCUCACGUUUUAGCCCAGCAUAGCGCUCACGGUUCAUCGGAUAUGAUGCUGAACUGUCCCUUAUGCCAAGAUUCGUUCAAAGACAGAUCGAACUUGGAAAAGCACGUGAUGCAAAUACAUUCGGUGAACAGCGAGGGUUUACAGAGACUUCUGAUGCUAGUCGAUCAAAGCCACUGGUUGAACCAGGUGUCAAGAACGCCGACGCCUAAUCACUCGAAUAGUCAAAUGCAGACGCCGCCAAAUCAAAUGGUCUCGCCGAAUUCGGUUUCUUCCAAAGAUUAUAAUAAAUUAGAUAGAGACGCGAAUCAUUUGGAGGUGGAGGGCGACAUAAUGUCACCGAACAGUGACGAGAACGUCGACAUGGAAACGGAAAAGUGCGGGACUUGUUAUAAGAACUUCAAAAACAUCGACGAACUGUGCUCGCAUCAGAACGAAACGGGCCAUUUGGAGAUAAAGCAAACGCCGAGCGGUCCGGGAUAUAUGUGCUGGAAGAAAGGGUGCAACCAGUUUUUUCCUACGGCUCACACCUUACAAAUGCACUUCAAAGAUGUCCACGCCAAAAAUUCCAUUACGCAUAUGUCGGUCUCCGAGAAACACGUGUACAAAUAUAGAUGCAAUCAAUGCUCAUUAGCCUUUAAGACUUUAGAAAAAUUACAAUUACAUUCUCAGUAUCACAUCAUUAGGGACGCCACCAAGUGCGUUUUAUGCGGAAGGAGUUUUCGAUCGGUGGUGGCGCUCCAUAAGCACGUAGAAAGUGUUCACUCCGAAUUGACCGACGAGGAGUUGGCGGCGUACAAACAAAGCUUGAUGAACAAUCCACUUUUGUUAGCGGGCUUGCAAGGGCAGGUACUCGACAGUUCGACCAAUGACAUUCUAAAAAAGGAGUCCUUGCGAUGUGACGACACGGAAUCUCUGGACUGCGACGACGGCAAAGAUCUCAACACCAGCCACGACGACAGUAAUCAGAACGACGGCGACAAUUCGGACGACAGCAUCGUUUAUAAAGAUCAGCAAUUCCUGGAAGAUUACCUGAACAGUCAGGCCAUGGCCGAAGAUAGUUACAAUGACCCUAAUAGAAAAUACAAAUGCCACCGGUGCAAGGUAGCGUUUACGAGGCAAAGUUAUUUAACCGCCCACAAUAAAACCCUUCUGCAUAGAAAAGGCGAGAAACUUAGCUACCCCAUGGAGAAGUACCUGGACCCCAACCGACCUUACAAAUGCGAUGUUUGCAAAGAAAGUUUCACGCAAAAGAAUAUACUGUUAGUGCAUUACAACUCGGUUAGUCAUUUACAUAAAUUAAAAAGGGCGAUGCAAGAGCAGCAGAACAACAACAACAACCCUCCUGUUUCACCGGUAAUAAACCAGCCGCAGAAUCUCACUUUGACACCGAAAAGCACGUCGUCGGACGAGGACGACAAAAAGAGAUACCGCUGCAACAUAUGCAAAGUGGCUUACACACAGGGUAGCACCCUGGAUAUUCACAUGCGUAGCGUACUGCACCAAACUCGUGCCAGUAAAUUGCAAGAUUUGGCAUUAGCGGGACAAAUUGACCUUUCGAAACCGCUAAUCGAGCAGCCCGAAGCCAUGCAGUCUCCGAAACAGACAAGUCCCGCGCCCGGUAGUGGGGAAAAGGCGUCUCCCACCCCUAUGUCACCCGGGCCCGGUGCAGGUAGUCAAGGGAUGAUGAGCUGCCCUAAGUGCGGAGCCCUAUUUAGUUCGCAAGAUCAGUUAAGUGCACACCAGCAGCUGUGCUGUAUGUUCGCAGCGCCGAUGGCCAUCUUUCAGGCACAAGAGCCGGGUCAGGCGAAGAGCCCACCGCCGAGCGAGCAGGACCUCGUCAACCGCCUCCACCUGUCGAAGAAGACUGGUUCGCAUAUGUACAAACACUUGCUCGAAAGUUUCGGAUUUGAUCUAGUGAUGCAAUAUAACGAAAGCCAUCAGAGACGCCAAAGGCAGCGGGAAGCCGAGGAGAAAUUAGCGACGCCACCCCCAGCCGAUGAUGAGACGGAUGCACCCAGAGCCGAGGAGGACGCAGAAAACAACUUACCUGAAGUAAGUAGAUCUACGUGCCAACAUUGCAAUAAAGAAUUCUCUAGUGUUUGGGUGUUAAAGUCUCACUGUGAAGAAGUUCAUAAAGAUUUAGUGCCACUAGAAUUCUUAGAAAAGUAUGCUCAACAGUUCAAGAACGAAUACGAAAAGAAAUCGGUGGUCGUGACGGCUGCAACAUCCUCGACGCUUAACACCAACCCGCGAGUCACAACCCCAGGUGCACCCAGUACAUCGACCCCCGCACAUUCGGAGACGACUCCCGAGAAAGAGGACGAUUCGAAGGAAGCCCUCCACGCUAAACUAAAUUUAAAUACACCUCCCGAAGCAACGUCGACGGCACCCUCGACGCCCACGUCCUCGUCUACGCCGGCGAGCAGCACAGAUUCGGUACCCGCAAACAUUCAGGCGAUGAUCGCUCAAACGAUGGCACAAAAUCCGAUGACCUUCGCGCAACAAAUGUCCGAAAUGCAGGCGGCCCUUAACGUCAUGCAACUUCAACAGUUAAACUUUAACCCGAUGAUGCAAAUUAUGGGUAUGGGAUUACCUCUGGGUCUCAACGCACUCGCGGCCAUGAACUUACAACCGCCCCUCGUACCACUCAUGAUGCCACCACCACCUUACGAUCCCAUGACACAGUAUGCGCCACAAGAUCAGCAAGCGAUUCUAGCGAAACAACAAGCCAUGAUGCAACAGCAGGCGGCCGCUAACGCUGCAGCCAACCAAAAACGUGCAAGAACCAGAAUAACAGACGAACAAUUGAAAAUCUUACGUUCGCAUUUCGAUAUUAACAACUCCCCAUCUGAAGAUCAAAUACAAGACAUGGCCUCUCAGAGCGGUUUGCCGCCAAAAGUGAUAAAGCACUGGUUUAGAAAUACGUUGUUUAAAGAGCGACAGAGGAAUAAAGACAGCCCUUAUAAUUUUAAUAAUCCCCCUUCGACGACCUUAAAUUUGGAAGAGUACGAGAAGACGGGCGAAGCUAAAGUAAUACCUUUGAAUAGCUCGGGCAGUAGCACGGAUGACAAUUCAAAAAACUCGAAAGGUUCGCCUCCUCCGGGCGAUGUAAUUAAAACGGAGCCCAAAGAAGAACUAGACGAACAUCCCAAAUACAACAUGGAAGAUAAGCACCCGGAACCACUGGAUGAGAAACCUAAUAUUUUUCAUAUGCACCAACAGCUGCACCACCCUCCUCCUAGUCCGGUAACGUCCAUUUGUAAUUCGGAAAUUCAAAAUUUGUCACAAGCGGCGAGCCCGAACAUACCGAACAAUAUUACGUUAACGUCGAUAAUCGCCUCGCAACUUGGGGAUACCCUCACAACCACGACGGCACCGAAUACGCUCAAUUUAACCACCGCAAAUAACCUCCCCCUAACCAGUCCAAUGUUACCCCCUACAAAACUAAGUCAACAAAAUUUCGCUAGUCCAAACAACCUUCAAAAUAUUUUACCUAUGACCCCAAAUCGAUGCAUUAGUCCCAAUCGUGGCGAUUUUUUGGGAGGAAACGGCGGAAGCAGCAGUGGCAGCAACAGCUCCGGAGGCACCACCGGUAAAAGGGCGAACCGCACUCGAUUUACCGACUACCAAAUAAAAGUGUUGCAAGAGUUCUUCGAAAACAACGCCUACCCCAAAGAUGACGAUCUCGAAUACCUCUCCAAGCUUCUCAAUCUGAGCCCGCGCGUCAUUGUCGUCUGGUUCCAGAACGCGCGGCAAAAGGCGCGAAAGGUCUACGAAAACCAACCCGCCGUAGAUCCAGCUCCGGGAAUUGCCGAAGACGGCGGCGCCAAUCGUUUCCAACGAACGCCCGGCCUUAACUACCAGUGUAAAAAGUGCCUCCUAGUCUUCCAGAGGUACUACGAACUGAUCCGCCACCAAAAGACCCACUGCUUCAAAGAAGAGGACGCGAAACGAUCCGCGCAAGCACAAGCAGCCGCAGCUCAAAUCGCCGCCGUUCUCAGUUCCGAAGAUUCCAACUCGAGCACGACGGUCGAACAGAACCAGCAACAACCACAAAUGACGCACAACCCCCAAAUACCCCCAGCGGCACACAGUCCAAUCCGACCCAACCCUCCAACCACCCCAAACGCAUCAGUCGUAAACUUUCCGACAUCCCCAAUUCCAUCGUCCACCCCCAACGACUCCAAAGAAAGCUCAUACCAGUGCGACAAGUGCAAUUUAGUUUUUCCUCGCUUCGACCUGUGGAGGGAACAUCAGCUGGUGCACAUAAUGAACCCGAACCUCUUCCCAUCGUACCCGCCCGACUCGCCCUUCGGCAUUCUCCAACAACACGCCCAGUUGCAACAGCUUAACGCGAACCUAAACGAAAACUCGUCGGCGCCCGGCAUACAACACCCCCUAAUGAACAUGCUCAACAACGUCGCGGCGCAAAAGCGGAAGUUCGAAGACGACACCGAAAGCGACAUCUCCGAUCAGCCCAAAGACAAGCGGUUGCGAACGACGAUUCUGCCCGAGCAGCUCGACUACCUCUACCAGAAGUACCAGAUCGAAAGCAAUCCGUCGAGGAAGAUGUUGGAGAAUAUUGCGAGAGAGGUCGGGUUGAAGAAGAGGGUGGUCCAGGUGUGGUUUCAGAACACGAGGGCGCGCGAGAGGAAGGGACAGUUUCGGGCGCACGCCCAAGUCAUAAACAAGCGGUGUCCGUUCUGUCCGGCUCUGUUCAAAGUAAAAUCCGCGCUGGAGUCUCACUUGACCGCGAAACAUUCAGAUCAGUGCGCUCGUGGCGAAAUUAACAUUGACGCGUUGCCGGAUGAGGAAGUCAGUUUGGAGUCGGCGCCGAGCUUCAACUCGACGGGCGAAAAGUGCCAGCAGGUACUUCCACCUUUGUUUCCACCUAUGAACGCCGAGAUUGAGAGUUCGAUCAAGAAGUAUUACGAGGAGAGUAUGAAGAGGUACAUCAGCGAGUUACAGGCGCACGCCGCGUCCACUAAUGGCGAUAAGAGUGAGAUAAGAUCGAAGGAGGAUGGCGAGAUUCCGUUGGAUCUGUCGAAGCCUGUUGAUUUAUCUAGGCCGGUUAAGGUUUCGCUUGACCACGAGAAGGGGCUUUGUGAUCCGGGCCCGCUCACGGAUUUGAGCGAGAGGUCUAUGUGCGACGAGAGGAGCGACUCCAUGUCGGAAACCACCGAGUUUUUUGACGAUGAGAGUAAUCCAACUUCGCCUGCUAGUAGCACGCAAAGUACACAACAGCGGAUGGGUUCCUCCGUACCGUCGGGGAUGGGCUCGAAAAGGUACCGCACGCAAAUGUCGUCGGUUCAAGUUAAGGUGAUGAAGUCACUCUUCAACGAUUAUCGAACGCCUACGAUGGCGGAAUGUGAGAUGUUGGGGCGCGAAAUUGGCCUCCCGAAACGUGUGAUACAAGUUUGGUUUCAAAACGCCAGGGCGAAAGAGAAAAAGAACAAAAUUGCCUUACAGAAGGUUUUGGGGACGGCCGAACCUGAAAAUCCGAAACUGCCCGAGGAGUGCAAAUUCUGCUCGUUCAAAUAUUCGCAUAAGUACUCGAUUCAAGAUCAUAUAUUUACGAAGGGGCAUAUCGCGAAUGUUCGAAUGCAUUUGGAGAGCGCCAAUAAAGAUGGGUCCGGGAGCGAUGGGGAGUUUACGAUUCCUCCGAUACCGGGAGCCUCGGGAGUUGUGUCCGCGGAUUCGACGACCAACCCGACGGGUCAGACGCACAACAACAACAGCCACCUCCAGCUUCUCCAGAUGGCCAGCAUGCAGAUGGCGGCGUCCGUCAAGGGGGAGAAGGAGAACCAGGACGCCAUCUUCCAGCAGCUCUACUCCCUCGGCAACAACAGUUCCUAUCCACCUCAAAACCAAUUUCUCCACAACUCCAUGUUUAGUGCGAACGGAGGAACUGGAGGACUACUUCUAGAUACGGGCGCAGGACCAUCAUUUCUGCCACUUCCGGCUUCAGUGUUAGAGCAGGUGGCGGCCGGAAAUUCUGAUCCUGGCGUGACAACGGUACGGAUGCCCGAGGUGAUCGCGAACCCGCGACUGGCGGAGUUUCCCGGUCGCGAAAUUGACGUCGAGGUGUGUUUCGUGUGUAAAAAGUGUCGGGUCGCGUUUCCGGGCGAGUCGCCCUUACUCAUACAUCAGAGGCAGUGCUUCAGUGGUUGCCUAGAGAGUCGUGGUGCUUUUCGGAUAGUGCAGUUCGGUUACGAGUGCAAAUAUUGCUUGGGCGUUGAACGCUUUAAGUCAUUUCAAGAUUUCCGAAGGCACUGCGAGAGCGAGAUACACAUGAAAACGGCAAAGGUGAGUUCGUCGUCGCUACCGCCACCGUCGGAAUCGCCGCUGAGUCACGAGAUGGAGGACGUGGUGAAUCAAAUAACGCUGCUUGCCGCGAGGGCGGCGCAGGAGGCACGUCCGGACGGUGGUCGCGUGUUGGACUCUAAUACGUUUUGUCAGCCGCCCGAUCCAACAAAGCGACGUUUUUUGUCACCCGGAGACGUUGCGCAGCCAUUGACGAGUGCCGGGCACUGAGCCACCUCCACGUUCCCGAUAUUAUGACGUUGUUAAAUUCAUGUAAAACCCCGGUCGCGUUCGACUACCCACGAUAACCUUAUUUCUUACAAUCAUACGUACAGUUCCUACCGUGGGUGAUCGGAAGCGGCCGUUUCGCAUAGGAACUCGAGCCGAAACAUGGCGUUCUACUAGAACAAUGAAAUACGAACUCCAACUACCAGUUUUAAACUUAAUAAGCAAUUUAAAUAAUACUUUAUAUUUACAGCUGAUCUAUAUUUUUAAACGUUAUAUCGUAGAUGUGUCAGUGUAGUUGUAUAAAUGUUGUAUAGUCGAGUAGGUCCGAUGAUUCCUAUUGCAACGUAUAGUUACUACGACAAUGAGUGUUUCAAAUGUCGCCUAAGUAUAUAAAUACAAAAAAGAAUAUACUGUUGGCCGGAGUAAAGUGUACAUAGAUAGAUAGGUAGGGUAGACGCAAGAGUUCCUCAUAAACGAUUUUUUCUAAACCGGCGCGUGCCGGUCUAACAAACUACGACAUAAACAAAAUGUUCCUAUCGAGAUGUAGUUGAUGUACUGCAUGCGGCACUCUAGUGAGGGUCCAAAAAAAAGCCGCAGCCGGGCCCGGGGCUGGGCCCGGGCCAUCUCACGGCAGCCCAGUAAAACAAGUUCCUAUCGUCCACGUCCGACAGUUCCUCAACAGCUACUCGCAUAAUCGGGCGUGGGCAACUUUUUUUAUUGAUUAUUAUUACUAUAAAUUAUUACAAAAAAUCUUUUAUUAUUAUUGACACAUUAUUGAAAGUUAAUAAUAAGACAAAUGCUGUAUUUAUCAUAUAUAUGUAUAUGUAUAUCAGCUGGUAAGGUACGCGGGGCCGCACCCCCACGUUCGCUUCAUGGAUCACCCGUCAUCCCACAAAUCUGGUACUUUCAUGCCAGCAAAAAUGAAAAUUGGUUCCUACUAAUUGCUAAUAAUCGAUUACUUAUAUGGUGUUUAAGUAAUAAUAAUAUAGUUAUGUUUUAAACGUUGGUUUUCACCGGCAUUGUACGUAUAUAUAGUAGUAGAAAUUAUAUUUAAAAUUUUAAAUAUAAUCUAGGUUUACGUAUCCAAAAGAACUCAAAACUGGGAAAUACCUCGGUAUGACCUGCCUCGCAUUUUAGUGAGUUUAUUUGGAACUAAGUGUGAUUGUUGAUAUAGCGCGAAUCCGGUGCCGGUGAAGCGGUGCUUGCUAUUAUAUAUACAUAUAUAAAGAAAAACACCCCCACAUAUCGACUUCUAACGCCUGACACCGAGCUUUCAAUUACGUUCUUUUCUAAGCGGGUGAGCUUUUACUUGGAGAAAAAAUCCAUCCCUUUACCUCAUCAUCCGGCGGCACCGCUUUCGCCACCCCGGUAUACCUCGCAACUAGCAAUGCUAAGUGAAUGUGACACGUGGAGUCUUAAACGAGCUACCACCUUCUGACGUAUAACACGAUUAUUAUUACUAUUCAUAUUAUUAUAUUAUUAAUUAUUGCAACUAUAUUUAGGGCAGUCGGUGUGUAAUAUUUGCAAAAAUUGAUUUUUUCGUAUAUUGAGGACUUUGUGUGUCCGUAACGUGGUUCCUAAUAUCUUUCAUAUCGCAAAUUUAUUGAUGAUAAAAAUUUAAAUAAAAAACACUUACUUUUUAUACAAAAAAUACAAAUUUUUGCCAUUCGAGCUCUCUAGAAUACUCUCUGUGUUUGUGUUGACCCUAUCACUAACAUUUGUAACAUCCUGUAUAGGCUGAUUUUUUAACAAUUGUGAUACGAGAGUAUUGCAAGAAAAAACAUUGUGAUCGGUUGGUGAGUCAUUCUCUCAUGCAUUAUCUUCACGCUUUGGUUUACAAAGAUGCAUCCCACUUUCUCCUCUCCUGUUAUCUAUUCCCGCAUGUUUUAUUUCUUUUGGAUUUUGUUUUACUGGUUUAUUUUUACGUUUUUGUGCCGUUUCGGACCCAGCACCGUUUUUUUGAGUUUUGUUAAGUUCUGCGUGCAGUUUAUCCUACACCCUAUUUGUCGGCUAUUGUGUUAAUUUGUUGUUAUCCUGUUAAUUUUGUAUAAAUGUUGUUACGUUGCCGGCAAACGACGUGUAUGUAUAAAGCCAGUAUAUAUUUUUAUUUGUAAGAGGAACAUAUCUCAAUUAUGCAGUAGUUUGGUUUGCAUCUUUGUAAAUAAUAUUUCAAUUCGCGCCUUAGUUUUUGUAAUUUUUAGCUUUAAGUUGUAUAAAUUAUUUUUUAGAGAACAAAAAAGCUUUUUGUAGCGAAAGCUAAUAUUUAAUUUACGCUGCGCUAAGACUUGAAACAGUGAUUUAGGUUAAGUUUGCAUAAUAUUAAUUGAAAAACAAUUAAGAUAAUUUAUUUUUCGUUAUGUGAUGUACAUAUAAAUAGCUAAGAUAAUUUAAUGACUGUGUAUGUGUGAGAGAUAUGUUCAGCCAAUCUCGUGAAAAGGAAUUCUUUCAGUUUCAUUGUUAAAAAAAUGCUUUAUUUUGUAUACGAACUGUUUGCUAAAUUUAGAUUUAAUAAUGGACUGUUCUUUAUAAAGGAAAAUCAGUUUUUAUUUUGCACAAAAAAAGAACGUUUGGUUUCAUUUGCAGGACAAUUAAAAUCAUGAAUAUUAAUAAUAAUAUUUAAUAGGUAAAUGUUUGUAUCCUACGGCUUGAGCCGCCUCUCAAUUUGUGAGUGUAUAUGAAAGUCAAAUAAACUACAUAGUUUAUCAUAAA
Molecule: messenger RNA, 11727 nt
Organism: Photinus pyralis (common eastern firefly)
Lineage: Eukaryota; Metazoa; Arthropoda; Insecta; Coleoptera; Lampyridae
Product: zinc finger homeobox protein 3-like
Exons: 4
Coding region: 1-9021 (3006 amino acids)
Biological process (GO): regulation of transcription by RNA polymerase II
Cellular component (GO): nucleus
Molecular function (GO): DNA-binding transcription factor activity, RNA polymerase II-specific; RNA polymerase II cis-regulatory region sequence-specific DNA binding; zinc ion binding
Source: RefSeq, a predicted model, not a curated record